CAAACCACGUGAUUAAUCACGCCUGUUAAGCCAUCCAGUCAGCCGUGAAGAAGAUACCCUGAACUUGUUGAGAUGUCGUUAAUUGUUUGCGCGCACAAAUUCGAGGAUGCAUUCGUUGAAUUUGAUGAUUUCGAUGAGGACGAGGUGGGAGAAAGUUUCCUUGAAGAAACUUUACAAAGGAUAGAAGACGACUUCAUGGGAAAUCCUAGACAUUACACUCUAUUCACCGGUGCUGCUAGUGGCAGUGACAUGUUCUGGCAAAAUUUGGGAGCAAAGUACGGUGUUCGCAUAAAAGCGUUUUCCUUUGAGGCACAUGGAGGAAAAAAUACUGCUAGAGUUGUUCUAAGCAACGAACAAUUGAAACAGGCUGAUGAAUUCUUGCUUAAAGCGAACAAAACUUUAAAGAGGCAUUUCCCGACAAGCAACAACUUUGUAAAUAAUUUACUUCGUCGUAAUUGGUACCAAGUGAAAGAUUCAAACGGUGUGUUUGCCAUUGGCAAACUUAGUGCGAGUCGAAGCAGAGUCGAGGGUGGCACAGGAUGGGCCGUGCAAAUGGCAGUCGAUUCCAAAAAACCCGUGUAUGUGUUCGACAUCGUGAAUAGUUUGUGGCAACAGUUCGAGGAUCGCAAGAGGAAAUUUGUGUAUUGUGAAGCUCCAAGGCUGACUUUAAAUUUUACAGGCAUCGGAACAAGGGCUUUACCAGAGAAUGGAAAAGUUGCUAUUGAAAAAAUAUUCGAAGAAACUUUUGGAUCUCUGUCAAGAUUCAGGAGUUAAUGGUAUGAGGACAUUGUUACUACAAGCGACUGAAUUUUGACAAGGAUAUUAUUAAUAGUGAUAAUAUUUAUUAACUUUUAUGAUAAAGUUCAGAUAUAAUGCGCGCUAUCAUCGGUUAAAAUAGCGUGCUCUAUCAGAGUACAAGGCAUAAAGCUGAGUUAAAGCUGUCACAUCAUCUGCUAAUGUCCCAUCUUUUCCCAUACUUUGGAACAAGCGAGUUAGCAAAUUGGCAAAAAAAGAACCAGGCAAACUCGAACUAUGUCUUGUGUUACUCUUUACACUUCUUUUGUGUUCUAGCAGCUCCCGGCAUGCUUUACAACAGAACAGAGCACAGUCAAGGCUUCUCUAUUUGUUACAUAUUGUAAUAGUAGUGUAGAUAUUUCCAAACCCUACCCUGAUUCAGCAGUUCCAGUUUAAACCUCCUUAAAGAUUUGUACCACUGGUCUUCUUUGUGACAGGUACCUCUCCCAACAACAGUAACCACUGAGAAAAGGUUUUUUAAAUCUUACAUAUUGCAAAGAAAGCCUUGUAUUGUAACUAUAGUAUAAAGAAAUACUUAUGGUGCAACCUGCUAUAAAUGGCUCAAGGUCCAGACACGUUUGCUAGAGAACAAACUCAGGGAAAACCAUGAGCUUUGUGGAACAGAUAAUAUCCACAGACAAAUGACAAGCUUAUUUUCUAGAAAAAUAUACUUUUGUCAUCCUUAUCCUUUAAAUAUUCUUCACAGUGCACAAAAAAAAACCACAUACAAUCUGCUAACCUUUGAAAACAGACUUAACUUUUCAUAGCAAAUAUGUGAACUAAAGUAUCUUUUAUCUUAUGUAACAACUUCAAAGUCAUUUUUUCAUUGCACAGGAUAUGAGGGUUGAUAGGUUAAAGCAAAAAUCUUGAAUAGAUUACCACCAAAGAUUCCUCAGGUUUAAUUGGGAGAUAUUAGUGCAUGUGAAGAGUUUAACGCAAUUCUGGGUAAGAGAAAAUAUCUGGUAGACAAUUUAAUUGUACAUGUGUACUACCUUAUUAUCAUUAGCUGAUGAAAUAUUGUUUGUGCAGAGCCAAUUUAGUGUCAUGCCCUGCACAAAACAUGGCUAAUAAACUCAAACUCAUGCAGCACUGCCUGCUAGGAGUACACCCUUUCCCCACCUUCCCUGAUGAAGCUGUCAAUAAUCGCAUAUUAUAAUAGAGUAUUUCUUAACAGUAUAUAUAUUAUACAUUUUGGUGUAUAGUAUGAGUAUUUUUGAGUAGUAUUUGUGAGUAUUUUUAAAGUACUAAGCGAUACUACUUUUUUUUUCUGCCAAGUGUGUCUGCUCAAUUUUCAUGAGGCAGGGAAAACAAAGCAGAUAGAGAAGAAGAGCAUGCACAGUCAGCCAGUUAAAUGGGCUUUUUUCACAGUGUAAGGUAACUAACUGUAAAAUAUUGCAAGAUACCUGUACUCUGUUCACGAGUUAUUCUUGUGCAGUUGGACAACAAAAUCAAUUCACUAAAAUUGAGGUAAUUAUCCACCCCUGAAGUGAAUAAUAAUUAUUGGUUUAGUAUAAACCACACAGAUUCUAAAAAAUAAGUUUAUUUCUCUCAGUAUUCCGAAAAAUGUUCAGAAAUUAUACUCUUGACACUCAUCUCAUGGGCUGUUCAGAGGUGAAUAGUACUUGCUAUUUGCCUCCAAAUUAGCUAGUAAGUGCAUGAAAAGCGCUAUUCAUUUGUGUGGUAUAUGCUAGUAAGAGAUAUUUUUAACAUAAUAGUGACCAAUUUUGAGACAUAAAUUAAGCUGGUUGAUUUCAUGACAAUUUAUUCAUCAAGUCUGUAAGUUGUAAUAAUAUUAACCGUGAAAAUGUGUCAAACGUCCACUAAUAACAUCAAAUUUCCAAUUUGUUUUUGUAUUUUUGGUUUGGCUAAAACAUAGCAAAGAAACUUUUUUUAAUGCACUUUGUACAUCAAAAUAUGCCUGUAUAUUCAGAUACACAUUAAAGAAGUAACUUAUGGUAAAGGAAUAACUCAAGGCAAUCUAUAAACACAACUUAUGGCUUAGAAUAUUUUAAAAUGUGAGUGAUGAAGUCUUACCACCUGAUAAAUUGCUAUUAUUGAAACUUAAGAAAAUGGAUCCAAUGUAAUUUUUUUUAUGACCUAAUCCCUAUUUUAAAACUUUUGCUUCAGGAAAUUUACCUCUUUGACAAUGUUAUGAAAUAUCAUCAACUUUUUCAUCAGGGGAAAAAAAAAAUCUCAGUCUUUACAUCAAGUUAUGAUGCUCAGGUGUAGUAAAUCUUGUCCAUCUGUAAGGUUUCUAUAGAAGUCUGUUGAAAACUCAAGAUCAGGAAACUAUGGUCCCAAAACUAGCCACUUCACUCAAAUAAAUUUAGUGGUCUUUUGUGAGCAAGUGCUGCAUAAUUUAACCCUAAAUUAAUAAUGAUUUUCUCUCUUUGAUUGACAAAUGAUAAACAUAUUACAUUGUCAAAGUGAUCUAUUUCCCUUUUUCUAGUUUAAAAGCAGCUUGUAGAACUUGCCAGUAAAUUAUGAACUGUAAUAAAUAUUUAUAGUGAUAAUUCAUGGCAUAGAUCAUUAUUUUAAGCAUUGCAAAUGUGUGACUCUUCAUAGGAGCUUGUAGCAUCCAUGUUCACGCUAGAACUAUCUCUUAUUUUGACUUUGAUCUGAUGUAC
Pocillopora meandrina is the source of this 3422-nucleotide messenger RNA. NCBI's taxonomy places the organism in Eukaryota, Metazoa, Cnidaria, Anthozoa, Scleractinia, Pocilloporidae. The record is from the annotation of a GenBank genome assembly.